AAGUGUAAUGAACGAGAAUGACUCCACAGCCUCUGGACUUAUUCUGACGUCGUCAAAUGCUCUCUCGUCAUUAAGAAGAAGCAGAUGCUUUGGACCGGCCGAGCGGUAUCGUGAAUGCAAUACUGCUCCGUGUCCGGGCGGCUUGCCGGGCGCGGGGCGCGCGCAGCAGUGCGCGGCGUACGACCACCGGCCCUUCCGCGGCAGAUUCUACCACUGGGUGCCCUAUAUUGAUGGUAAUUCCCCGUGCACGCUGAACUGCCGGCCGCUGGGCAAGCAAUUCUACGCCACGCUGGCGCUGGUGGCGGAUGGAACACCCUGUACCAAGCCGGGCGCCACCGCCGUCUGUGUACAGGGUGUCUGUAAGGUGGUGGGUCUCUCGGAGGUGGGUGGCGCGGGCGCGGGCGAGGCGCGCUGCGGGCGGCGGCUGGUGUCGGGGCUGUUCUCCCGGCCGCGGCUGCCGCUCGGCUACUCCCUCGUGGCCACGGUGCCGCGCGGCGCCUGCCGGCUCAACGUCUCCGAGAUCCUGCCCACUGACAACUACAUCGCGUUGAAGCUGUCGAAUUCUUCGUACAUAAUGAACGGUGAGUUCGCGGUGAGCACCCCGGGCUCGUACGACGCGGCCGGCGCCCGCUUCCAGUACUCCCGCGUCGGAGAUCUGGACUCGGUGUACGCGCACGGGCCUAUUCUACAUGCUGUUGAUAUUAUGAUUCUUUAUACGCAACCGAAUCCAAGUAUAAAGUACGAAUAUUACACGGAAUCUAUCCCGGGAGAAUUGGACACUGAAUCUCGAUUGAGCACCGACCCAGAGGCUCCUUCCACUAGUGCACCGAAACAUGUGAGACGCCAUCACGCAUUCAGGACUCGCCCAAGACUGCCUGAAGGUAUUCCGAGAUAUGCUGAACCAGCUGUCGUAUCGAAAGAAGAUACAGAUGAAUUUGGGGAAGACAACUUGGUAGGAUCUCGGAUGUUCAUGUGGAAGAUCUUGGCGUACACACAGUGCAGUCGCACCUGCGGCGGUGGAAUACAGAUCGGAAAGUUCCGUUGCGUAGAGAGCAGCGCGAACGGAUUAGACAGAGAAGUGUCUCCGGUCCACUGCGCUGGGUCUCCUCCCGUGAGUCGCCGCAAGCGCUGCGGCUCCGGCCCGUGUCCCCCGCGCUGGCGCGCCGCACCCUGGACCACCUGCCCGCAGUGCGGCCCCGCCACCAGGACCAGGAUCGUCGGCUGUGUGCAGGACCACUCCAAGGGUAUAACUAAAAUAAACGACCACAAAUGCCCAGCUCCUAAGCCAGAAACCAUUCAGAAUUGUGAGAUACCAAACUGCAAUAACACUGAUGUUGAAGUCAAUUCGGAAUCAAUUGAAGAAAUUGACACAAGUCGAUUUAAUGGGCGUAGAAUUCAGACUGAUAAUUUCCGAGACGGUCCAGUCUACACCGUGAGUGUCAAUAACUCGGAUGAUGUGAUUGGUCCCGAAUACUCUUAUAGUGCCGCUGGAGGGUGGCUCUUUACAGAAUGGUCAGAGUGUGUGGGGUGGUGCGUGGGAGGCGGCGUGCAGACUCGAGGGGUGCGUUGUGCGGACCCUGCAGGGUGCGGUCCAAGACCUGACACUUUCAGGACAUGCUCCGUCGCGACUAAGUGUGAACCUUAUGAAGGGCAUUGGUAUACAGGAGACUGGUCAGCCUGCUCAUCCACUUGCGGAGGCAAGCAGGUGCGCGGGGUGCUGUGUAUCGGAGGCAGCGGGAGGCACCUGAGAGACGCGGCCUGCGCGGGGCCGAGACCGCCGCAUGAGCGGGACUGCGGGGAGCAGUGCGGGGCUACUUGGUACAUGAGUGACUGGAGUCAGUGCACCGGGCUGUGUGGUGAGGGGCUCCAGCGCCGGGCAGUGUGGUGCGGCGGCGGCGGCGGCACGCUGGCUUCCGAAGACUGCCCUCAGCCGCGGCCGAGUGACCAGAGGGUGUGCCAGCUACACGCAUGCACGGCGAACAAGGAUGCGGCUACUGACGCUAGCAACGAUUCUCAACGGAUAGCUCGAAACGAAGUUACGAAUACUCAAGAGAUUACUACAGAAAGUAAAGAAUACGAAUGCAUCGAUAAACUCAACAACUGUGGUUUGGCCUUGCAAGCGCGCUUAUGCCACUACAAGUAUUACACACAAAACUGCUGCUUCUCCUGCAGAGGAAGAUAAACUAAAUUUUGGUAAACAUAAAGUUUAUUUAACAAA
Molecule: messenger RNA, 2218 nt
Organism: Plutella xylostella (diamondback moth)
Lineage: Eukaryota; Metazoa; Arthropoda; Insecta; Lepidoptera; Plutellidae
Product: ADAMTS-like protein 4
Biological process (GO): extracellular matrix organization; proteolysis
Cellular component (GO): extracellular matrix
Molecular function (GO): metalloendopeptidase activity
Source: RefSeq, a predicted model, not a curated record